AUGGCCUCAUCAAAACGAAUUGGCAAAGAACUCGCCGACCUCACCAAGGAACCCGUCGAUGGUAUCAGUGUCGAGCCCAAGGAGGACAACAUUUACAAAUGGGUCGCUAGGCUCAAGGGACCCGCAAAGAGCCCUUAUGCAGGAGGCACUUUCUUGGUCGACAUGGACUUCCCCAUAGAGUAUCCAUUCAAGUCGCCCAAAGUGAAAUUCAACACCCGCAUCUAUCAUCCUAACAUUGAUGAGAGUGGAAAUCUCUGUGUUGGUAUCCUCAAGAGCGAGGCUUGGAAACCUAGCACCAAGGCGGUGACCAUCUUACUGUCCAUACUCCAGCUCCUCGACGAGCCAAACGCUGACGAUGCGUUGGUCGCUUCUAUCGCUGAGCUCUACAACAAAGACCGAGCCAAGUUCGACAAGACGGCGCAGGAGUACACCAAAAAGUACGCUUCAGCAUAG
Molecule: messenger RNA, 453 nt
Organism: Mycosarcoma maydis (corn smut)
Lineage: Eukaryota; Fungi; Basidiomycota; Ustilaginomycetes; Ustilaginales
Product: putative E2 ubiquitin-conjugating enzyme
Exons: 5
Coding region: 1-453 (150 amino acids)
Source: RefSeq, a predicted model, not a curated record